ACCGCAGCAAGGUCAAAUAUGAAUGCCCAAGAUUUAUACAAGUGCAUGCUUUGCAAAAAACGUCAUGCCCUCAGGUUCUGCCCACAAUUUAUACUGAUGACUGUAGAAGACAGGAGAGCCGCCGUUCGACAACACCGUUACUGUCGAAAUUGUCUGGCAAAAAGCCAUUCUGUAGUAGAGUGUCAGUCGACGGAUAGGUGCCGAAAAUGUGGGUUUCAGCAUCAUACAAUGCUGCACCCACGAAAACUUGUACUGAAGUCAAAAAGCUCCAACGCCGCCUCCAAGUCGCACUCAUCUAACCAACCAACUUCAUCUCGGCCCCAAAGAAAUCCAGCAGCACAGUCCAAUGCCACAGCCAAAUCACGCCUUGGCCAACGUCAGCACUCAGCUUCGGCUGGCCAACAACAACAACAACAAAGGCGAGCCAAAAGGCACAAUAAACCAAAGGGUCAAAGAAGCCACCAACAACAACCACCCAAGCACCAACGAAAAUUGAAGACCCAAAAGUCCAACAAAGAGCGCCCACUAACUCCACAACCCAACUACUUAAUUUUAUCUGAAGCCAUCAAGUCGUUGGCAACAGUGUUAUGCGCUUCACCAAAUCUUGCGCAAGCGCAAGGCCGGCGCCAUGGACAAAUUUGAAUUUGUCCCUUUAAUUUAAGUACAAUCUAUCGUAGAAUAAGUCGAAGUAUAUGAAGUCAAAUUGUGAAUUGUAAAUGAAUUUGUAGCACGUAAGAAAAUAUCUAUUAGCACUAAGUGUAUAUAUUGUGAAUUUCUAAUCUUAAGCCAUUUUUAGUACUUAAGCUCAUCUGCAAUUCUUUUACUA
Molecule: messenger RNA, 826 nt
Organism: Stomoxys calcitrans (stable fly)
Lineage: Eukaryota; Metazoa; Arthropoda; Insecta; Diptera; Muscidae
Exons: 2
Coding region: 19-642 (207 amino acids)
Source: RefSeq, a predicted model, not a curated record